Scatophagus argus is the source of this 4002-nucleotide messenger RNA. RefSeq names its product endonuclease domain-containing 1 protein-like. Gene Ontology annotation, molecular function: metal ion binding; nucleic acid binding; hydrolase activity. The transcript has 2 exons. Bases 2515 to 3426 code for a protein of 303 amino acids. Lineage: Eukaryota; Metazoa; Chordata; Actinopteri; Scatophagidae. The record is from RefSeq and is a predicted model, not a curated record.
CAUCAUGUACUUAUAUAUUAUUGAAUCUAUAACUUAAGCAAAUAACUUGAUGUCAGUAUUUGAUACAUAUUACCUAUAUAACUCUUAUGUGAGAGAGCAUUUAGGGUAGAGUAUAAUGGAGCUUUAAGGACUCAUUAAUUUUGAUUCAGUGUGGGACUGUAGAGUGCGAACGUAUUUCAACAGUUAGGCCCACGAUAAGGGAGUCAGGGGGUUCAAUGUAAGUUUCAAAACAUGCUCAACAACUGCUGAGUCAGUAGCCGAAACUUUAGCCGACUCAGAGUAAAUCACCAAGGGGAUGCGCUCAUGUUGUAGGGAGGUUGAGAAAGUGGGAGGGUAUUCCAAAAUGUAUUGUUUUAUUUUCAUUGCUUGUAAUUAAGAAGGCAGAAUGUUAUGAAAAUAUGAAUAAUGCUUAAGAGGGCCUAUGUUUUAUUAAAUCAGAUUUUUAAAUAAGUCCUCCUCAGACCAAUAUUGUCCCAAGGUAAGAGUAAGCAGCUCCUCUUGUGUGGAAACUGAAACUGUGGUAAUUCUUGCUUAUGGUUCAGGUUAUGACUUGUCACCAGUGACAGUAAAUGCAGCAUUGUUACUCAUAGUUCAACCAGUUUCAUUGACCUGGCCAUUGUUACUUCCUGUUUGCUGAAUAGACAGACUGCCAGAGUGUCAUAUCUCUGAAUGCUCACUAGAUGUCCAUAAUAAACCACCCCCAUCUGAAAUUCUCACAGAAUGUGUUUCUUAUCCUGGUCAAAUCCUGGAAUUUCUCCUCAGGCAACAAAAUGAAGACCAAAUGUUGAGCCACUGUUCAUAGUUUUUUGUGCUAUGAAUUUAUAAUCACUAAUUAGUCUUGGCAGGUUAUAUUGAAAGGAGCAAGAUUAAUGAUUUUCGCCUUUGAGAGAAAUUACAUUCACAGAGCAGAAGUUCCAUUUAAGAGGAUUCAGAAGGUAAAAUGACCUCAUUCACUCAUAAGAUGAUUUCCCAGCUAAUUAAGAUGAUUUGGGGUCACUCAAAGAGAUGAGACAUAUUCAUAUAAUUUUAUACAUAUAAUAAUGUACAUAGAUUUUUUUAAUUAGGUUAAUACAGAAUUAAUAGGUUUCCAAAGACAUUUUUACAACCACUCAGUGAUCUGUUAAUUAUUUAAUCACAUAUGCAGUCCAUGUAUGUUAAAACAUGUCCCAGCUUUUAAACAUAAACUGAAUGAAUUCUUUGAACCAACAAGGUGAUCAAGUUGACAAAACGGCGCAUCAAACCAACAGUUGUUCAUGGGCCCAGAAUGUGAUGCAUUGACAUGUUUUGUAUGACUCCUAUUAACACUAGCAUCAAUACUAAAAAUAAGCUUUUAUAGUGCUAGUGCAAUAGUACAUUGCUCUGGUUCGCCCAAUAUUUAGACCAAAUAUUGUAAAAAGAUCCUCCUCAUAUGAUAUUUUAUAUUCAUUUACUGUAAAAAUGUCAUUUUUCAUAUACUGGAACAGACCAGAUUAAGCACAUAAUGAAAUAAAGAAGUCAGACACUUUCGGUCACAGUUGAUACAUUCUGGAAGUACUUUUGAAGCUUUUAUGUCUUCCAGAAAAUGUUUAUGGUUCCCACAGUAAGGGGAGUUUUGAUGACAGAAGAAAUACAAGAAACUGGAAAGACAGAAAAUGAAACCAAGAGAGCUGCCUUCCUCAGAGGAGUGUUUAUGUAAUGAUCUUGACAAAUUAAUGUAAAGAAACAUCUGAGGAUGCGUUAAACAACUGGAGACAGUUUAGGACAGUGCUGUAUAAAUGCUAGACUACAGACAACCAAAAGCAUCAUUACCUCUCUCACUGCCAUCCUUACAGAGACCUACAUCAUGCAAGGUACUUCCAUAAUGCUUCAUAUUUUAUAGACAAAGUGUGUGAAAGCAGGGGACUGACAAGCAGGAAAAUGUAGCAACACCUCAAGAGGACUGUGCUCAUUCUAGCUAUAAAAACAUGUAUGCAUGUAUGUAUACAAGACAACAACUUCUCUAACAGUGAAAAACCAGACACUCCACUGUCAUUUCCUGUGGAUUUCCUGAAAAGCAUUCGACCUCUGACUAAGAUACAGGCAUGCUAGUCAAGAAUAAACAAAUGUUCAGGUCAGUGUUGAUGUUCAGUUUAAGUUAUGGAGUGCAGCUUCUUUUUCUUUACCUCUCUGCAUUCAUCAGUUGAUUAAAGACUAAAACAUGAUGGUCUCCACCUCAGCUGACUGAUGAAAAAGGGAUAUGCAGAGCAAUUGUUUCCCAGAAGGCAGCCUGACUGCUGGCUAACAGGGGAAGUUUGAUAGCAAAUGGUUGUAUUGGGGGUGGGUUCAAACUGUUACCCACGGGGUUCCUGCUGUCAGUACACAAGAGGAUACUCAGCAUUUGCCUAUACUCCAGACGCUGAGCGGUCACAAAGGAAAUACAGGUUUUAUUGAACUCUGGGGCUGUGUCUGAGAGGAAAUCUGUCAAGAAAGUCUGUGUUCACUGGAACUGCCUUCCAUCAGACGUUUACAGUUGACUUGCGGCCCUGAAAGUGCAGAAUGUCUCAAAGGAAGAUGCUGCAACUCUCCGGGGGAUCCCUGCUUCUUCUCCUACCCUGGUUUGGUGGACUGGUCUUCGGGGAGAUCAGUGAUGACUUCUCCAAGUGCCUUGGUUUUUUCUACAAUGAAAAUCCACCAGAGGGUUUCAGUGCAUCACAAUACCAACCAAUAUGCCAGCGCUACAAAAAUCGGUACCGCUUUGCCAGCCUGUAUGACCGUCAGCGUCGUGCACCGUUGUACUCUGCAUAUAUACUCAGUCCAGCAGAAGGCAAACGGCCCAAUACCCCUUGGAUGUAUGAACCACAGUUGCCAUUUUCCCGUGCCAGCCCAGAGAUGAAAGUCUUCCAUACUCCUGUGGACCAGAAUGUGAUUGAGAGCCAGGCAGUGCUUCAAGACUAUAAGAACUCCAGCUACACCAAAGGCCAUCUUAAUCCCAGCAUGCACCAAAAGACAAAAGAUGACCGCAAGGCCACCUUCACCCUGACAAACAUUGUCCCUCAGCAAAAAGGCUCAAACGGUGGCCCCUGGAACAUUCUGGAGAAUGAGAUGUUAAACAGAUUCAAGAACUUCUGCAAUGGGUCAAUGUAUGUGAUAACCGGAGUCUUGCCUUACAACUCUGAACCCCGCUGGAUUAAUAACAGGGUGUCUGUCCCUGAGUACAUGUGGUCUGCCUACUGCUGCCCAUCCUACAAUACCAGCCAUCCUGAGUCUCAGAUGCCCUUUUUCCCCACAUAUGCUGCAGUGGGAAGAAAUGACUGCAACAGUGGACCGGAGAUUGUGCCAGUUAAUGUCAGUGCGAAGUCCUCAGUGAGGGGCUAUGAUGUGAGGCAGAUGUCUUUAGAGGCUCUGGAGGGCAUCCUGGAACAAAGGCUGGCCAUACCCAUCCGUCUGUUUCACGGACAGUGUCAGUAGGAAAGGUCGAGAAGCUUUAGCUCCUUGUGGGAAUCAAAUGUUAACUGCUAAGGGUGUGCACUGCAGUAGUCGCUGCUUUCUUUAGUAGAAAGAAAUCUUAAGUAAAGCUCCCCCCACCCCUCCAUAGCUCUAUAAUUACUGAAUGAGUGUUUGAUUAACCAAGACAUGUUGAUUAUCUCGUGAUUUUACCCAUAAAACAAGAGUGAAAUAGAUUAAGAGUCUCCUGGUGAAACAAAUCAAAUAAUAUGCCAAUUACAUUUCGAGGUGAAAAAAAAGUGCGGUAAGUUUCAACAUGAGUGCAUAGUAAUGUUCAUUUUAUUCAACAACUAACUUUGUUCACACUCCAUGUAAAAUGGUAGCACAUUUCACAUUUUGUACUGAUGUAUGAACCAUAAAGAUACUGUGUGAACAUGCAAGAGCAGCCAUUAGUAUUCAGUACCAUCUGUGGUGUGUCGAGUGAGACUCUCAGAUUGUUUUAAAUCAAACUGCUGGGAUCCUUUUCUAAGCAGGGAGGAUGUCAAGCAGGAUCUCGUUCAACUGUUUUACAAUCAUCCAAAAAAAAAAAGUCAUAAUAAA